AUGUGCAAAUCUCCCACUCACACGUUCUUGGCGGACCUCCCAAAAUGCGAACAUCACCUCCAUCUAGAAGGCUGCCUCAGUCCAAGCCUUCUAUUCACUCUAGCGUCUAAGAACAACAUCACCUUGCCAUCGCCAUCUGAGGAUGUCUCUUACACGUCUCCUGCAACACUCACCGAACGCUAUUCACAUUUCACGAACCUCGAUGACUUCCUGGCGUACUACUACCGUGGCAUCGCAGUCGUAGUGCACCAAGAGGAUUUUGAGAUGCUUGCAUGGGAGUAUUUCACCACUGCAGCCAAGGACGGAGUUCGUCAUGCGGAGGUUUUCUUCGACCCGCAGAGUCACACGGAAAGAGGAAUUGAUUUCGAUGUUGUGGUACGUGGCUUCAACGCCGCAAGAGUACGGGCGGAAAAAGAGCUGGGAAUAACGAGUUGUCUGAUCAUGUGUUUUUUGAGGCAUCUGCCUGCUAGUUCCGCGGCGGAGACCAUGGCAUUGGCCGUCAAGGGCGGGCACUUUGAUGUUAAAAGCGACAGCCAGGAGCGCGCUAUUACUGGACUUGGGCUGGACUCGUCAGAGGUUGGAUUCCGCCCAGAACUCUUUGUGGACAUGUAUCGCGAGGGCGAAAAGAGAGGUCUACGGAGGACAGCUCAUGCGGGUGAAGAGGGUGACCCAACUUACAUUAGCGGAGCACUUGAUGCGUUACAAGCCGAACGCAUCGACCACGGCAUCCGUCUCACAGAAGAUCCCGAACUACUUAGCCGAGUGGUAAAAGAGGAGGUACUACUGACGGUUUGCCCUUUGAGCAAUGUCUGCCUCCAGGCUGUGGAGAAGGUCAGCCAAGUGCCAAUCAAGACAUUUCUCGAUGCAGGUGUAAAAUUCAGUAUCAACAGCGACGACCCAGCGUACUUUGGUGGAUACAUAUUAAACAAUUAUUGCGCGGUGCAAGAGGCCUUCAACUUAAGCAUGGAGGAAUGGAGGACAAUCGUUAGCAAUUCGAUUCACGGCAGCUGGAUAGGAGAGAAGCGAAAGUCUGAACUAUUGGGCCUGCUCGACGCUUGCAUGAACAAGCAUGCUUAG
This is a messenger RNA of Alternaria arborescens, 1077 nucleotides long. Its product is annotated as Adenine deaminase. Gene Ontology annotation, molecular function: adenine deaminase activity. Lineage: Eukaryota; Fungi; Ascomycota; Dothideomycetes; Pleosporales; Pleosporaceae. The record is from RefSeq and is a predicted model, not a curated record. Gene Ontology annotation, cellular component: cytosol; nucleus. The coding region runs from base 1 to 1077 and encodes 358 amino acids. The transcript has a single exon. Gene Ontology annotation, biological process: purine ribonucleoside monophosphate biosynthetic process; adenine catabolic process; hypoxanthine salvage.